Racocetra persica is the source of this 847-nucleotide messenger RNA. Lineage: Eukaryota; Fungi; Glomeromycota; Glomeromycetes; Diversisporales; Gigasporaceae. The record is from the annotation of a GenBank genome assembly.
UAAAGAACAAUUAACAAGCUUAAUAGAAAAGGAGAGUGUUGCUGUGUCUAUAACGAUAGAUUUUUGGACAAGUCGUCGUAACCAGGGAUAUAUUGGAAUCACGUGUGCUUGGAUUUCUGAUUCUUGGGAAUUCAAAGAAGCACUACUUGUUUUACAACAUGUUCUAUACUCCAUACAGGUGAAGUUAUUGCUGAACUGUUGGAUAAUAGCGAUAGUAUACUUUCCAUCACGGCUUCAAUCAGAUGAAAGUGCGCCUGUACGAAAGGAUGAUGAAUUGAAUGAUAUAUUGUGUAGUUUUGAAGAAAUAAUAAUGUUACUAAGUGGAAAUACUUAUGUAACAAUUUCUUUAAUGUAUCUAGCUAUUUUAACAUUAGUGAAAACUUUAAAAAUAUUAUUACAACAAUCUUAUAUUGAAUCAGCUUCAACAGAUAUGGGUGAAUUAACAAUUCUCGAUUCUGUAGAAGAAGUUAUCGAUGAUACAAAAGACAUUGUUGAGAUUAAAGAAGUUGACGUUUCAUUAGGAAUUAUACACAAAACAAUUAACAUCUCAGUUCCAAUGAUUAUAAUUGGAAUGCUUGCGAAGGUUAAAAAAGUAUUGUAUGAUAGUAUGUAUCAUUAUUGGAAUUCUGUUACAGAUGUCAGCAUGUUGGCAUGUUUACUUGAUCCACAUUUUAAAAAGCUACAUUUUGCCAACACAAAUGUGGUUAUACAAACUAAAGAACACUUAAAAAGUUUGUAUGAAUUGGAAUGUGAAAUUUACCCAACUUCUAAACGUCCAACGUCUUUGUCAAAUAUUCAGCAUGAUGAUCAUGAUGAUUUCGAAGCUGGUAGAAUUCCAAAAAAAUGA